This is a messenger RNA of Anopheles arabiensis, 2020 nucleotides long. RefSeq names its product phenoloxidase-activating factor 2-like. The record is from RefSeq and is a predicted model, not a curated record. The transcript has 3 exons. Lineage: Eukaryota; Metazoa; Arthropoda; Insecta; Diptera; Culicidae. Gene Ontology annotation, molecular function: serine-type endopeptidase activity. Bases 637 to 1869 code for a protein of 410 amino acids. Gene Ontology annotation, biological process: proteolysis.
AUGCGCGGUUGCCGUUUUCGGCUGGCCCCCGGGGAAUUCCCCCUUCGGGGGUGCUUCUAAUCAAGCGAACGAUCAAUCGAACUGGAAUUGAUGACGUGCUGCUGCUCGUUAUUGGCGCAUUAAAAUUCUCCCCGUGUGUGCCUCACGUGCCAUUUCCGGUGCGGCUGUGAGUGCGUGUACGUGUCCUCGAGCACGGUGGGCCUUCCGAGUCUCCGAAUGAUUGCACGGUGGCAAAGAAAAUCGUUACUGCCAAAGCGAGUGGUGAAGGCCAUCAAAUGAAUGGUGCAGUUAGUGGUGUACAAGAGCGUUGUGUUGUGUUGUUCAGGCUGGAAUUUGAGACCUUGAUCGACUGUAGAAGUGUCCGGAUUUCUCUGCCAACAUGUAGCCGGCUGAUUUGAGUUCUAUCUCAGCCUCUUUAGGAACCGUUUCUCUUCAGAAUGCCAAAAGAUCUCAUAUCUUCUAAAAAGCAUCCAAAAAAUCUUCUUCAAACGCGACUGAAUCCUCACUCCAAAGCCUACUUCUUGACCUCUUGUCCCACUGGUGAACUUGAACUUGAACAUCCCACCCUUAGGCUUUGAUGUGCAGACGCCACAUCCAUUCGUUCUUCUAGCCCUAAUAAAGCCACCCGUUCUUCAGAUGAUAUAUCUUGAAAGGGAUGGGCUUUGCGGCGCGGAAAGUGUUUGCUGCCGUCGGUCGCAAAUUAUCGCUCCCGAACAAACCACCACCACCACCACAACAACAACAGCACCAGCUAUCGUUUUCAGUACCGGAGUGGCCUCCACCAAGCUAGAGCCGGUUGAUGGGCUAAUUUUCGACUCAGAUCCCAUUCUGCCUGUCCUGCCCGCCUCCGUACCGUUUCAACCGAUCCCACUGAACGAAAGCGACUAUGAUCCGAACGUGCUUGCGGAGCUGUCCAAUCUGCUUCUGAGCCACAGUCUGACCGAUACGUUCGAGCCCAUCGUAAGCAACGCACUGCCGGUCGAUCAGCCGGCCACGAACGAUUCCGGUCGGGUUGAAGCGGCCACAGCACUGCCCACCGUCGGCAGCGGCAAUGAGCAGCGCUGCGGCCGACGGCAACAUUCCGUCAGCAGUCGCAUCUUCUUCCAGGACGAGGAAGGGGACGGCCUUAGUCAGGCCGUGGCCGGACCGGUCGGUUUCAGCGAGUUCCCCUGGACGGUGGCCAUCCACCAGCUCAUCCGGAACGGUUCGUACGUGUACCACUGUGGAGGGGCGCUCCUCAACCGAAGCGUCGUCGUGACAGCGGCUCACUGUGUGUCGAACAACCGCUUGCACCCGAAUCGGUUCGUUGUGUACGCUGGCGACUGGGACCGGCGACACACACAGGAACGGCUGCCACACCAGGAGCGAACCGUCAGUAGGGUCCUGGUACACCCGAACUACUACUCCGGCGCACUGUUCAACGAUCUCGCGCUACUGUUCUUCACCGAACCGUUCAACGACACGGUAGCGAACGUGGAACCAGUGUGUCUGAGCAGCGCCUCUGGCACGGACUACAUCCCCCCGGACAACUGUUUCGUGACGGGAUGGGGUGGCUCCCCGAAAGGCAAUCGGGUGCAAAGCAUCCAGCAGUACAGCAAGCUACAGCUGGUCGAGCGCCACCGGUGCGAAACGCAGCUCCGAAGUUUGCCAACGCUUGGUUCCAAGUUUAAGCUCCACCAAAGCUUCGUCUGUGCGGCGGCCGACGGGACGGAUGUUUGUCAAGGAGCGGGCGGCAGUCCGUAUGCCUGUGAACGGGACGGACGGUACUACCUGGUCGGCAUCGUUUCGUGGGGCGUUGGCUGUGGCGACGGCAUUCCCGCCGUACUGACCAACGUGACGGAACUGAGGGAAUGGAUCAGCCGGCAGUGAAUUGGUGGCUUUGUUCGUUUCUAUACCGUUUAGCUGUUUUUAAUGUCGAAGGCAAGCAUACCAAAUUAAAAUUGUCUUUAUUGUACGUAAACUUUUGACUGUAAGCUAGUGUUUAAAAAUAAAACAAAUGCAAUAAACUUUUAAAACCAAA